CGGCAAUCUGAGAGAAUUCUCGAUGCUCGUCCACGCUGACACGCUCUUUUCUUUGAUUCUUCCAGUGUGAUGGAGAGCGUGGGGGAAGAGGUGGUGGAGGUGGCUGUCGGGGACACGGUGGUGCCGGUGUUCUCGGCGCAGUGCGGCGACUGCGCCGACUGCGUCUCCGACCGCAGCAACAUCUGCUCAGGUCUUCCCUACCGCCCGGGCAUGCCGCGUGACGGCACGACGCGCUUUGCGUUCGCCGGCACCGGCGAGCCCAUCCACAACUUCAUAAACGUCUCCAGCUUCGUCGAGUACACCGUCGUCGACGUGGCCCACCUCGUCAGGCUCGGCCCCGGGCUCAUGAUCCCGCCCGACAAGGCCUGCCUCCUUAGCUGCGGCGUCUCCACCGGGGUUGGUGCGGCGUGGAAGGUGGCGGCGGUUGAGCCCGGGUCGACCGUGGCCGUGUUCGGGCUAGGCGCCGUCGGGUUAGCGGUAGCACAAGGGUCCAGGAUGCGUGGGGCUAAGCGGAUCAUUGGAGUCGAUUUGAACCAGGAAAAGUGUGAGAUCGGAAAGAGGAUGGGGAUCACCGAGUUCAUCAACCCGAACGAUAUCGGAGGGAAGACAGUGAGCGAGGUCAUCAAGGAGAUGACCGGCGGCGGCGGCGCAGACUACUGCUUCGAGUGCAUCGGCUCCACGGCCGUCACGGCGGAAGCGUUCAGAAGCUCCCGAAUGGGUUGGGGGAAGACGGUCGUCCUGGGCGUGGCCAACGGCGCGGCGGCGCCGAUCAGCGUCCCGUCGCACGAGAUCCUCAGGGGGAGAUCCAUCGUCGGCUCGCUCUUCGGCGGGCUCAAGCCCAAGACCGACAUCCCAUUGCUCGCACACAAGUAUCUCCACAGGGAGCUGGAGCUGGACGAGUUCGUGACGCACGAGAUGGGCUUCGACGACAUCAACGCGGCGUUCGACCUGCUCACGCAGGGGAAGUGCCUCCGCUGCAUCAUCUGGAUGGGCGAAAAGGACGUCAAGGCCAAGCCGAAACAGAAUGGAACGCUCGUGUAGCUCGUGUGGGUUGCGAUCGGAUCGACCAGCCAUGAUGGUUGCUAAUCUUUGGACAUAUCGUGUGGGGCAGAAGAAGAAAAGGUUAAAAAGUCGAGAGCGAGCGGAGUGACUGGUCGUUGUCGUCGCCUUCUUGUUUGCUCCGGGGUUAAAUAACUCAGUUCAGUGUCAAAGGAAUCGGUAGAUUGAUUAGUACGUGAUUGUAGCUAAUUUUACUUGCCAUACGUGUACAUGCCAUACUUGUACUUGACAUAUGUAUGAUGUACGUAUGUGUUGCUAUAUAUAUACAAGACAUUGGCCUA
Molecule: messenger RNA, 1340 nt
Organism: Brachypodium distachyon (stiff brome)
Lineage: Eukaryota; Viridiplantae; Streptophyta; Magnoliopsida; Poales; Poaceae
Product: alcohol dehydrogenase-like 7
Exons: 7
Coding region: 70-1041 (323 amino acids)
Biological process (GO): formaldehyde catabolic process
Cellular component (GO): cytosol
Molecular function (GO): zinc ion binding; S-(hydroxymethyl)glutathione dehydrogenase [NAD(P)+] activity
Source: RefSeq, a predicted model, not a curated record